Molecule: messenger RNA, 315 nt
Organism: Cooperia oncophora
Lineage: Eukaryota; Metazoa; Nematoda; Chromadorea; Rhabditida; Trichostrongylidae
Source: the annotation of a GenBank genome assembly
AUGAAUAUAGAAACUAAUUUCGAACUCAAAGAAGCCCUAAUCGCCAUGGGAGUGACGCAGAUGUUCAGUGACAACGCUGAUUUGACUGGAAUCACCAAGAGUCCCCCUCUUAAAGUUUCCAACGCUGCUCAUAGAGCUAUCAUUGAGGUGGAUGAGGCAGGAACAACAGCAGCAGCCGCCACAGUCAUCACUGUUAUACCGCUGUCACUUCCAUCGCAGCCACCAGUGCAAUUCCGAGCUGAUCAUCCAUUUUUGUUCAUCCUCACAAAAAAUAACAACCCUCUGUUCAUGGGUCAAGUUCGUGUGAAAGAUUGA